Saitoella complicata NRRL Y-17804 is the source of this 2346-nucleotide messenger RNA. RefSeq lists its product as uncharacterized. Lineage: Eukaryota; Fungi; Ascomycota; Saitoellomycetes; Saitoellales; Saitoellaceae. The record is from RefSeq and is a predicted model, not a curated record. The coding region runs from base 361 to 2346 and encodes 661 amino acids. The transcript is spliced from 3 exons.
CGGGGAAAGCCUGAGGCAAAGGGCGGUGAUAAAGCGAAUAACAAGGAUCUAUUUGAGUCGUUCUUCACGACUCUUUUGAAUGAUGAUGCUCGGGAUACCUUUUCGGAUCUCAACAAACCUCGUACACCAGUUCGCGAAGAGGCACGUCCACCUGCUGACAAAAAGUCACGAAGCCGUGAUCCAUAUGCACCAAAGGACGACGAAAGGCACAGUUCUGUGAGGCCAGAUGAAAGACAAAUUACUCCAUAUCGAACAAACCCAUGGCAAACAGCGCUGAAGGCGGGACCGGUGAGACCGGGUGCUUUCGAUCGUUUGGCAAGCCGCCUCUUACCCGAGCGCUCCGGAUAUGAUGAGGAGGAGAUGCUUCGGAGGACACAGGAGUCGAAGAGCUUUGCGGGAAGGUUGCGAGACUUGUCAAAUGAAAGGCCUCGGAGAACUCAGGAGUCGAGGAGUUUUGUGGGAAGGUGGACGGAGCCGUCAAAGGGGACGCGGAUGGAGAAAGUCGCUGAGGAGAUGCCUUGGAGGACACAAGAGGAGCCGAGGAGGUUUGCGAAAAGGUUGAGAGAGCCGUCAACGGGGAUGCAGGUUGAGAAGGUCGCUGAGAACAUGCCUCGACAGAGAUAUUCUGUGCCCCGAAUCGUACCUCAGUAUACUCAUAUUCGGCGGGAGACACGUCCGGAUGAUCGCGCUGCCGUUAGGAAGAUCUUCCAUCGAUGCAAGCAGCUCGCGAGGCUUGGGGACUUGAGGGGUUUACAGACUCUUGUAGUAGACACUGUCGACGCCUACGGUAUGGCAGCAAUCGUUGCUGACAUGAUUCGUUAUAUCGUUACCGAGGUCAGCCGUGCGAGGGGCGGCCGUCUGGCUAUUGAGGCAUUCGAAAAGCUUUCGCCAAAGAUCGUCGGAACAGCAUUAGAAAGCGAAAUCCCAUCGGUCUAUAUUGCCUUGAUGCGUUGCGCCGCACGAGACAAUACCAUCAUACCGCAGGAUAUCUUGAGUGAGGAGCAUCGCUUACGCGCAUUCAAUCGGCGGGGAUGGCUUAGAGAAGCAUAUGAAGACUUCCUGAGUAUCUUGGAACAAGGAUACGCACCGCAUAUAAGCGUAGCCUGUCAGCUCCUGCAAGCCAGUCACGAAGAAGAUCUGCGUCAUGAUCUGAACAGCGGCACACACUUGGCGCGACUAUACCUUCAAAUCAGAAGCACCUACCUGUAUCCGGGGUUUGAGAGCUUUGAGAGGCAUGAAAGGCGGCUUAUUCGUGUAUUGCUGGCCGCCUCUCGUACAGAAUCCCAUCUGGACGUAAUAUGGACGACGCUCCUGUCGCCUUCAGCAGUGAAACCGUUGACUCCGAAGCGUGCGAUUCGCUUGUUCCAGUUGGAUCUGAUAAAAGCUGCUUGUCGUGUGGCAGCUAUUUCGACGGCCACCGAGAAUGGCAAGAUAACACGGUACUUUCAAUCUAUGGCUACUAUCAUGGGCAUGUUACUUAAGAUACAGCGGUCUAUCGACAAUGAUCUCUCGCGAGAAACUGUUAUGGAGGCACUCUUUGGCAACCUCCGGAUUGGAAAUACCACAGCUGCGAGCGAUUGUCUCCGUACCCUACGAGAACGCCAGUGGUCAUUAAAGAAUGUGGAGAAGUCGAGGUUCUUGGCGAUGCUACCAGUUCUUGACGGUGUGGAUGGCGUGCUACAGAGGACUGCUAUCGUCGGCCGCACGGAGCCCUGGUUGAAGCGGGAACACAGAAAAUUCAUUGACCAACUUAAUUUUGCGCCUGUUACAGCAAAGGAAUUUGGGGAAUACGCACUGUUCUUGGGAAGGUGUGGGUCCUCAGCAGAAAUCUGGGACUUGUGGAAACUGGCGGCCGAACGCGGAUUGAAUUUUAAGCGCGGCGUUGUCUUUGCAUUCGUGAAGGCCUUCUUAACAGGCAAAGAUUUGGAAAGCGCUUGGACGAUUGCCAGGACCGCGCAUAGCCUGAGCAAGCAUAUGUUUUGGCAUCUUUGCCAAGGCUUCACCAGUAUCGACCAUCUGAAGUUUAUCAUGCCCGAUAUACUGUCCACUGCUGUACGACUCGGCAUCCCUCUCUCCGCAGAUGAUGUGGGUAGGGGUCUAAAUCUGGCCACGCGAAAUAUCCGGACAACAGGGGACACGAGUCUGACGCCUUUCCUGGACUCCAAAGAACUCUCGAAGAUGGGUCUAACCACCGCAGACGGUUGUGUAACCGAGACAGGAAAGCGUAGAGUCUUUCUGGCCAUUCGGAGGGCUUACGGCACUGAGAUCGCCAAUUUCAUCGAAAGCGUGACAGCAAAAGCUGAUGUCCAGCUAGCAUUGGAAAGACUUGAUAGAUUAUGGAGCUAG